Messenger RNA from Ylistrum balloti, 4618 nucleotides. RefSeq names its product protein FAM114A2-like. The transcript is spliced from 15 exons. NCBI's taxonomy places the organism in Eukaryota, Metazoa, Mollusca, Bivalvia, Pectinida, Pectinidae. Bases 85 to 2391 code for a protein of 768 amino acids. The record is from RefSeq and is a predicted model, not a curated record.
UACAACAAGCAGUUAAGUUACGUUAAGAAAAUAUAUUUCGCUGACAAAGUUGACGUGGCCUGAUUAAAACAGACGACUGCAAGCAUGUCAGAUUCUGAGGAUGAGUUUGCAAGUGCAGAUGAAGGCGAUGGUUUGCCAAAAGAGAAAAGUUCACAUCCAGAAACUAAAGCAACAAAAACUAAUAAAUCUGAUGGAAACAUUUCUGGUAAAAGUGCUACAGUGACAAGUACUUCAAAAACAAGUAAAACAGAAGAAAAAGAAAGCAAAAAAGGUGCAAGCAGUAAAGAUUCUCAGAAGAAAAUUCCACAGAAAAAUGUAAAUAAAGAUAAGCCUGGUAAUGGAAAAAAGGAAACAGCAAAAUCCACAGAUAAAAAGGCAAAAACAAAUACUGCUAAUAAAUCUCAGGCUCCAAAGUUGGGGUCAGGUUUACCUUCCAAGGGAAAAACUAAACAAUCAGGUGAUUCUUCUGAAUCAUUAAGUCCAGUUACGGGUGAUCAUAAAAAACAAGUGGACAUUGAAAGGGAUAAACAUGAGGAUAAACCAGAUAUUACUGAGUCAAAGCCUCAAACAUCAGCACAGCUCACAAAAGCAGAGGAGAAAAAUUCACAAGGGGAAACAACUACUCAUACUGCAGAAGAGAUGACUACCCAAAGGUCAAGGGAAACAACUCCCCAGAAAGAUACAAGAAAGAAUGUAGAUAAUGUUCCUUCCAAACAUUCAGAGGAAUUAAGUGCACAGAAGAAAGUUGAAGAGAAAAAACAAUCACCAGCCUCUGAUGGUUGGAGUUCCUGGGGUAACUGGGGGUCAUCCUUGAUGAGUGUAGCAUCACAUUCAGUAUCCACCUUCACCAGUCAAGUUGAGGACGGGUUCAACACACUGGUUGAUGCUGUUGAGACCAGCAUGGGGGCACCAUCACCAGAAGAGCUAGCAGAGAUGAAGAGGAAGGCCAAAGCUGAAUCAGAGGCCCCAGAAAACACAAGCAUGGAACGAGAAAUCUCAGAAAAAGAGGCCCAGGAAAACGAUGAAAAGACAAAAGAAAGUAAAAAUGAGAUGAAGAAGGAAGAUAAUGCAGAGAGCCAUAAAGAGGAGCAAACAAAAGGUGGAUGGUUCCAGUCCUUAGCUGAUCAAGUUGGCGAUGGGUUUAACUCUCUGGUUGAUGCUGUUGAGACCAGCAUGGGGGCACCAUCACCAGAAGAGCUAGCAGAGAUGAAGAGGAAGGCCAAAGCUGAAUCAGAGGCCCCUGAAAACACAAACACGGAGAGAGAAACGGCAGUAGAAGUUGGUCAGGAGGGAAAGGGAGAUAAACAAGAGGAGGAAAAGACAGCUGACAGCGAGAUGAAUCCUGGAGGAGCAGAUCAAGGGAACAGCUGGUUUUCAUCAUGGGGAAUGUCAGGCUUGACCUCAGUGGUACAGAACACCACCAACAUGGUACAGAACACGAGUAAAACCUUGGUGACUGGGAGUUUGGAUGUUUUGGAAACCAUUGGUAAAAAGACAUAUGAUGUCAUCAAAGACCAUGACCCUGGUCUUCGUAAGACAAAGGAAGUGUUGUUUCACCGUGGAGAUAAACCAAAUCUUUCCCAGAUUCUGCGAGAAGCUAAAGAGGAUUCGGCUAAGCGUAUUGAGAUAGAAAAAGAAUCAGAAGAAGCACAGAAGGCUCAUUUUGGGUUUAUGUUUGAUGAAUAUCAAGGCCUAGCUCACCUGGAGGCUCUAGAGAUCCUGUCCAAUCAGUGUGAGAAGAAAGUUCAGACACUUCUGACAUCAAUGCCAGCCGACACACUUGCCGACAUCAAGGCAGACCUCAUCAGAAUCAAACAGGUGUUUGAAAGAGACGAAAAUAGUGAAGAUGAAGAGACAGAGGACCAAGACUUUGUGAAGCUGGUGACUGAUGACUUAGCAAACCUUGGUCUAGGAACUGAUCCUGGAAAACUAAAAAGAAGCCAUGAAAAAAUCCGCCAAAGUAUCAGUGAGUUGUGUACAAAGAAGGAGGAAGAGGAAGGAGAGCGGGCCAAGCCCAAGGCUGUUCACCAGGUGGCUAUACAGUCACUUGCAGAACUGACAUCAAAGUCAGUGGAACAGUUCCAUAAAGCAGGGGAGCUAAUCCUGCUACAACAACACUCAGAUAAACAGUGUCUGGAGCGUGCCACCAGUCUUUCUAAUCUAACAAAUGUCCUGUGUACAGAAGUGGGAAUUUUAUCUGUGAGAUUUACAUCCAUCCUCAACACAAUGGCUGGGGAGGGGGACAAGGAUAGCAGUGAUAUCAACACUUUGGUCACCAAUAUCUACCUGGAGGCAGGAAAUAGUAGUACUUACAUACAGGACGCCUUCCAAUUACUACUACCAUGUCUACAGGAAGUCACAAUACAGACUGCUCUACAACACAACCACUGAACCAUACAGUCUACAGGAAGUCACAAUACAGACUGCUCUACAACACAACCACUGAACCAUACAGUCUACAGGAAGUCACCCAGUCUACAGGAAGUCACCAUACAGACUGCUCUACAACACAACCACUGAACCAUACAGUCUACAGGAAGUCACCCAGUCUACAGGAAGUCACAAUACAGACUGCUCUACAACACAACCACUGAACCAUACAGGGUACAGGAAGUCACCAUACAGACUGCUCUACAACACAACCACUGAACCAUACAGUGUACAGGAAGUCACCAUACAGACUGCUCUACAACACAACCACUGAACCAUACAGUGUACAGGAAGUCACAAUACAGACUGCUCUACAACACAACCACUGAACCAUACAGUGUACAGGAAGUCACAAUACACACUGCUCUACAAUACAACCACUGAACCAUACAGUGUACAGGAAGUCACAAUACACACUGCUCUACAACACAACCACUGAACCAUACAGUGUACAGGAAGUCACAAUACACACUGCUCUACAACACAACCACUGUACCAUACAGUGUACAGGAAGUCACAAUACACACUGCUCUACAACACAACCACUGAACCAUACAGUGUACAGGAAGUCACCAUACAGACUGGUCUACAACACAACCACUGAACCAUACAGUGUACAGGAAGUCACCAUACAGACUGCUCUACAACACAACCACUGAACCAUACAGUCUACAGGAAGUCACAAUACAGACUGCUCUACAAUACGACCACUGAACCAUACAGUCUACAGGAAGUCACCCAGUCUACAGGAAGUCACCAUACAGACUGCUCUACAACACAACCACUGAACCAUACAGUGUACAGGAAGUCACCAUACAGACUGGUCUACAACACAACCACUGAACCAUACAGUGUACAGGAAGUCACCAUACAGACUGGUCUACAACACAACCACUGAACCAUACAGUGUACAGGAAGUCACCAUACAGACUGCUCUAAAAAAACAACCACUGAACCAUACAGUGUACAGGAAGUCACCAUACAGACUGCUCUACAACACAACCACUGAACCAUACAGUGUACAGGAAGUCACAAUACAGACUGCUCUACAACACGACCACUGAACCAUACAGUCUACAGGAAGUCACCCAGUCUACAGGAAGUCACCAUACAGACUGCUCUACAGCACAACCACUGAACCAUACAGUGUACAGGAAGUCACCAUACAGACUGGUCUACAACACAACCACUGAACCAUACAGUGUACAGGAAGUCACCAUACAGACUGGUCUACAACACAACCACUGAACCAUACAGUGUACAGGAAGUCACCAUACAGACUGCUCUAAAAAAAACCACUGAACCAUACAGUGUACAGGAAGUCACCAUACACAGACUGCUCUACAACAUGACCAGUGAACCAUACAGUCAACAGGAAGUCACCAUACAGACCGUUCUACAACACAAUCACUGAACCAUACAGUCUACAGGAAGUCACCAUACAGACUGCUCUACAACACAACCACUGAACCAUACAGUGUACUGGAAGUCACCAUACAGACUACUCUACAACACAACCACUGAACCAUACAGUGUACAGGAAGUCACCAUACAGACUGCUCUACAACACAACCACUGAACCAUACAGUGUACAGGAAGUCACAAUACAGACUGCUCUACAACACAACCACUGAACCAUACAGUGUACAGGAAGUCACCAUACAGACUACUCUACAACACAAUCACUGAUGUAUAGUCAAAGUAAUAUUUUAGUAGUUUAAACAAUGAUGUAAAGAACAGUAUGACUGAACAUUGUUACACAGAGCAGUGUGUCUGAACAUCAGUCUACAGACCAAUAUGUCAGAACAUUGUUCCACACAGGAGUUUAAACUUUGUUUUCUUUUUUGAGUGCUAUGUCAGAAAAUCAGUGCAAGGCAGUGUCAUAUCAGACAUCAAUUCAGUGCUAUAGAAGCCACUUGUACAUAGUAGGAUAUAUAGGACAUCAGUAGCUGUAUCCUAGUAGGUGAGCUUUUGUGUAUAUAUAAUUACAGGGAUCAGGAUAACAAAUCAUUUAUCAUGAACCAGUAUUUUGUCAUGUUCAAUAUGUAAUAUUUAUUAGUUUUAGCUUAUUGAAAAUUUUGCUGAAGUUCUGACAUUGGACUGAAAUAUUGUUAAUGUGUAUUUAUUUUCAAACAGGUCAUGAAAAAACGAUGGAUGGCAUUUAUGAUUAUAUUUAUACUCAACCUGA